Messenger RNA from Ambispora gerdemannii, 927 nucleotides. Lineage: Eukaryota; Fungi; Glomeromycota; Glomeromycetes; Archaeosporales; Ambisporaceae. The record is from the annotation of a GenBank genome assembly.
AUGAGUUUAACUAAAACAUUAAUUACCGCAUCCGCUACCUCUUCCAACUCUUCACGUUCUGGUUUACUGGUUUCGGCCGAGACAAGUCGAGGUAGUGGUGGCGUGAAAUCAAAUGGUAUUUCGUCGAAUAUGACAAAUACAAGUGCAACUAAAUCUUCAGGAUCAGAGAAUGAAGACACUUGCCCAGUCUGUAAAAAUUCUCGAUAUCUAUCGCCGAACAUGGUUUUAUAUGUGAGCGAGUGUUACCAUAAAAUGUGUGAGGGGUGUGUAAAUCGAACAUUUGCAAAUGGAGCACCAACUUGUCUUCAAUGUGGUAGAGCAGUAAAGCGGAUAAAUUUCAAAUUACCUACAUUCGGAGAUUUACUGGUUGAGAAAGAAGUAACUCAGAGAAAAUGGGUUGCUUCACAAAUUUUAAAAAGAAGAGAAGAUUUUGAUACCUUACGUGAUUUUAAUGAUUAUGAAGAAAUUAUCGAAGAUUUUGCUCUCGCAGAAGAGCAUCAACUUAAGUUAGCUCAAAAAAAUGAUGCGAUUGAUAUACUGGCCACAUUUAAGGGAGAUGUUAAAGCAUUAUUAGCAGAGCAGAAAGCUGCUAAUGAUCGACGGAAAUUGCUUAGUAACUCCCCGUCAUUACAAAUACCGAUUCUUCAAUCGAUAGAUAGUGGCGUCGGGGUUUAUAGCAAUGAACAAGAAGUCACGGAUGAUUUUCCAAUGGAACUCGACCCUAUAAAUUCACCUUAUGAAGAUGUUCGCCUAUACACACACAAAGAAAAAUAUAGUGACACGUAUACGGAGAUCAAUGAUAAGCUUAAAGCUGGUGGCUUUUCAAUAAAAUUUGUACACGAGCGUGCACUUCAAGCCGCUUUUUCUGGCUUAUUUUUGGCUCCUUUAACAGUGAAAGAUGAGGAUGGGGACGUGUUAAUGUCAUAA